Molecule: messenger RNA, 600 nt
Organism: Trichomycterus rosablanca
Lineage: Eukaryota; Metazoa; Chordata; Actinopteri; Siluriformes; Trichomycteridae
Gene: ascl1a
Product: achaete-scute family bHLH transcription factor 1a
Exons: 1
Coding region: 1-600 (199 amino acids)
Biological process (GO): developmental process; regulation of transcription by RNA polymerase II
Molecular function (GO): RNA polymerase II transcription regulatory region sequence-specific DNA binding; protein dimerization activity; DNA-binding transcription factor activity, RNA polymerase II-specific
Source: RefSeq, a predicted model, not a curated record
AUGGAAAUCGCUGCCAAGAUGGACCUAAGUGUGGAGCAAGCGCAGUUUGUGGCCCCUGCGUGCUUUUUUUCCAGCGCAUCCCAGACUCUUGCACUGAGCCCAAGCGAAGGUCAGUGCGCAUCCAGCAAGUCAGCGUCCAAGCAAACCAAGAGGCAGCGCUCGUCCUCGCCGGAGCUUCUGAGAUGCAAACGGCGCUUAAGUUUUGCCGGAUUCGGCUACAGUCUACCGCAACAGCAGCCGCACGCGGUGGCGAGGCGCAACGAGCGCGAGCGCAACCGGGUCAAGCUGGUUAACAACGGGUUCGCUACGCUGCGUGAGCACGUACCCAACGGAGCCGCCAACAAGAAGAUGAGCAAAGUGGAGACCCUCCGAUCAGCUGUCGAGUACAUCAGGGCACUACAACAGCUGUUGGAUGAACACGACGCCGUGAGUGCAGCCUUCCAGUCCGGCGUGAUCUCUCCCAAUGUCCCGCACACCUACUCCAACGAUAUGAACUCUAUGGCCGGCUCGCCAGUCUCCUCUUACUCCUCAGAUGAAGGCUCAUACGAUUCGUUAAGUCCAGAAGAACAGGAGCUCUUAGACUUCACAAACUGGUUCUGA